Molecule: messenger RNA, 1803 nt
Organism: Polychytrium aggregatum
Lineage: Eukaryota; Fungi; Chytridiomycota; Chytridiomycetes; Polychytriales
Product: putative LEC14B protein
Exons: 12
Coding region: 83-1474 (463 amino acids)
Biological process (GO): proteasome-mediated ubiquitin-dependent protein catabolic process
Cellular component (GO): Cul4-RING E3 ubiquitin ligase complex
Molecular function (GO): protein binding
Source: RefSeq, a predicted model, not a curated record
UGAUGAUGAUGACGACGACGACGACAGCGACGAUGACGAUGAUGAUGAUGAUGGAUCCGAAGUCGAGGAUGGGCUGACGACCAUGGAGGCGCUCUACGAGCUGAGACUGCGGCUCGGCAUCCAGUCCGCCCCGCUGUCCGGCGAGCCGCCCGAAGAAGACACUCUCAACCACAGCCGUGCCAACGAUGCCCCUCUGCGGCCUCUCACUCUGGACCUCUCCGAGUCGCUGUCGCUCUCGCUCACGUCGCUGCUCAAGCAGCGUGAGCUCCUGGGCGUCGCAAGGACGAGCGCCAUCGGGCAGAGACUGAUUCCCACCAGCUCGCUCGGUCCGCUCCAAGAGUCCAGCUCCCGAGUCUACUCUGGGCAGUUUUCCGAUGACGGCUCGCUGUUCUACUCUGCCACCCACAACAACAUGGUUCAUAUCUACAAAGUGGAUGGCAACAUGGGCUUUACCAAACACAAGGCAAUUCGCGGCGGUCAAUUUCGCUGGACCAUCACUGACUGCGCCAUGACCACCGACAACCGGUUUCUGGCGCACUCCUCCAUCACCCCAGUCAUCUAUCUGGCUCAUGUCGACGGAUCCGAACAGCAGAGCAUUCCAAUCAAGCUCAGCGAAGACUUUGGGCUGGGUAUCUGGUCCGUUCGCUUCUCGCACGACAGCCGAGAGAUUGUCGUGGGCACCAACUCCGGCACCAUCAUCGUUUACGAUCUCCAGUCCCAGAGGAAGGUCAACGAGUACAUGGCACACAGUUCGGAUAUCAAUUCGGUUUGCUUCGCAGAUGCGACGGCGCCGAAUGUCAUCUUCUCCGGCUCGGACGACACCUUUGUCAAAGUUUGGGACCGUCGCAUGUUCUCGUCGGAUACAUGUGGUGUUCUGUCUGGACACUCUGAAGGCAUCACCUUCGUUUCCUCCAAAAAUGAUGGCCGUAACUGCAUCUCCAACGGCAAGGACCAAACCCUCCGACUGUGGGACAUUCGGAAAAUGCACACAGGCGAAUCUGCAGUGAGAGCUUGCAAGAUCGAAACCAGAUCCGGGUUUGACUAUCGCUGGCAUGGAUACCGCUUUGUUCCAGGAAGCCGCAAGCAUCCCAUGGAUUGCUCCGUUGCAACAUACAUGGGCCACCGUGUCCUCCACACCUUGAUUCGGUGCUACUUUUCGCCUCUUCACACCACAGGACAAAGGUUCAUCUACACGGGCUCGUCCAACGGCAGAAUCCACAUCUUUGACUCUCAUGAUACCAGCACCUCGAAGCCGGUGCAUGUGUUCUCGGCGAUACCAAAGCGAUUCCGGCGGCUGCAUGAGCCCCACCACGACCCGUACUCAUCGUUCGAUCCCACCAGCGACCCAAACAUCUGCACGCGCGACGUCAGCUGGCAUCCGUAUCUACCCUUCAUCAUCUCGUCCAACUGGGGCACCAUCACGCCGGGCACAGCUGGCUCUCUGGGACUGCAUACCUUCCGUCGAAGCUGCUGACCCUGGCUGAACGGAACCGACCUGACCUGACCUGACCUGACCUGACCUGACCUGACCUGACCUGACCUGACCUAAACUGGGCUGGCCUGAGCUCCCAGUGGCAGUCACAUCUCUCCCUCCCUCACCUUCCCAUCCGUCGGGACUAUCUACUCUUCCUGUCCAUCCCACGCUGACUAUUGGCCACAGUUUUGUGCAUGCAAGCACGGAACAGUGCUUCUUGGGGCUUCUAGUACGCCGCAAGAGCGACACCCCACGUCUUGUUCCAAUAUAUGAUCGGAUGGCCAGUCGCUGGAUAUGAGCUUGCUUAUUGCCAUGCCGGGCAAUCGGAU